This is a messenger RNA of Rhododendron vialii, 753 nucleotides long. RefSeq lists its product as uncharacterized. The coding region runs from base 49 to 657 and encodes 202 amino acids. The transcript has a single exon. The record is from RefSeq and is a predicted model, not a curated record. Lineage: Eukaryota; Viridiplantae; Streptophyta; Magnoliopsida; Ericales; Ericaceae.
AUUAAAAGGACAGUUUUUUAUCUCCAACAAUAAGGAGGAGGAGGACCAAUGAUCGACCUUAUCCCUCCGGAUAGCACUAAGAACAACCCUAAAUAUCUAUCACAAUUUAUUUUAUUUGCUUUAUCCUCCACCCAUUUGAAUUCUAAAUACUUCUACCCAUCUAAUGGGAAAAUAACCCUCCUUCUCUCUCCCCUCCUCUCUCCCUCUCCCUCUCCCUCUCCCUCUCCCUCUCCCCUCCCUUUCCCUCUUUCUCUACCUUCAACCUCCUCUCACUGCAUAACCAUGAGUCUCAAUUGCCUAAGAUGCCAUAACUUGGGAAGGACAGUCUCAAAGAAAGAACAUAUAGAGGGAUAUGGUGAUAAAAAGCCCCAUUUCAAGUCGCGUUGGCCCAAAGUUGAUAAGGUUGAUAGAAGCUGGUCAGGAAACCUGGUGCCAAGGCCAUAUGAGAAAAUUAGACGUGAACCAAAGAGUAACAUGAUGGCAUCACAUGGAAAGAUUGCGGCGGAGAGUGGUGGUGGUCACUGGAGUACUACUCAUAGGAGUGGACCAAUUAGGUUGGAUAAUGGGCCGAGGUUGGCAAGGAGCUGUGGGAUGAGAAGGGAUUGGAGCUUUGAGGAUUUGCGACAAAGAGUGGAUAAGAAGAUGCAAGGACAUUGAGUUGUUGAAAUAAUUUAUUCCUUCUAUGCAUUGCAUCGAAAAAUAUAUUGUUGAGACAAAAUCAAAGGAAAUGAAUUUACUUGCAUAUUUUCAUUU